AUUCGACAUCUUACCACAAAUAGCUAGCUAUAGUAGACAUGCAUGACAUCAGUUUGUUCCUAAUCGAUCUCAACCAACCUUCGCCGCAUUUCUUCGUUGAGAAGGAGGCCGAUUCUUCAUAAGGAGAGAUGAGUUAUGACAACCAGCAACAUCCAGCUCCAAUUAGUUUUCAUGAAGCUGAGAAUGUUGUCCAACGUCAAACUUCACCAGGAAACCUGCAACAAGGAAAACCUUCGACAGAUGUUCCUUCUUUGGAUAAAGGAAACCUGCAGCAAGGAAAACUUUCGACAGCUGUUCAUUCUUUGGAUAAAGUGCAUUUGGAUUGUGUUUGUCCUCCUGCUGGGAAUGUUGUCCAACGUCCAACUUCACCAAGAAACCUGCAGCCAGAAAAACCUUCGACAAAUGUUCCUUCUUUGGGUAAAGUUGUAAAGGAUAUGAAAGAUUCAGGUCCUGUCGGGGGCUCUGUCCCAGAUUUCCCUCCUUCAUCUACUACCCCAUAUCUAAAAGAUUCUUCGGGUCCAGUCGGGAGCUCUGUCCCAGGUUUCCCUCCUUCAUCAGCUGCCCCAUCUCAUCCUAAGAAAGAGGCCAACUGCAUUAAAAAAUGUCUAGCAACACUUUCACCACGUUGUUGUUACUCUUGACAAGAACAUCCUUCGGUCAGCGAUCUAGUCGUGGACUUGUAUGCAUGGAGGACAAUUGGUCUGGUGAAGAACAAGAUGGACUUUAUUACUUACUUCCAUACAAGACAUCAACAAUUGAUGUAGUUGAUGGUUCUGUUUAUAGUGUAUCUUCUACUUCCAAUAAUCCUAAUACAAUUGUUUCAAAUCCUUCCAUUUUAGAUGUAUGACAUGAUCACCUUGGACAUCCAUCACUUGCUAGACAAUGCUUGUUGAAUAAACAAGCUUCUGUUAUCAAUUCUCCUUAUCAGAAUAUCUGUGAUAUAUGUCAUUAUGCAAAUUAAACUAAUUUAGC
Molecule: messenger RNA, 972 nt
Organism: Juglans regia (Persian walnut)
Lineage: Eukaryota; Viridiplantae; Streptophyta; Magnoliopsida; Fagales; Juglandaceae
Exons: 8
Coding region: 129-641 (170 amino acids)
Source: RefSeq, a predicted model, not a curated record